Vigna angularis (adzuki bean) is the source of this 4505-nucleotide messenger RNA. RefSeq names its product TMV resistance protein N. The record is from RefSeq and is a predicted model, not a curated record. The transcript has 4 exons. Bases 164 to 2374 code for a protein of 736 amino acids. NCBI's taxonomy places the organism in Eukaryota, Viridiplantae, Streptophyta, Magnoliopsida, Fabales, Fabaceae. Gene Ontology annotation, molecular function: ADP binding. Gene Ontology annotation, biological process: signal transduction; defense response.
UGACAAGAACAGUGAAUGGGCAUAGACGAGAGCACCUUCCAGGAACCUUACUUCAUUGAUAAGUAAAGUCUGUAUAUAUCAGCCUAGGAUACUCUGCUCUAUUUAACACACUAAAUCGAACAUCGUAGUUCAGCAUCCUUAGUUGUAGUUUGGUUUCUUUAACAUGGGAAAACAUGGUGAGGAAGAAGAGUGUUCACGCUACGAUGUGUUCAUUAGUUUUAGAGGAGAAGAUAUUAGGAACACCUUUCUACGGCAGCUCCGUGAAGGGUUGGGUAGGAGGGGAAUACUCAGUUUCCAUGAUGACAGGGAUAUGAGGAUAGGGACAGGUCUUUCACUUGCUCUGCGUGAGGCCAUUGCAGAAUCUAAUGUUUUCAUAGUUGUGUUUUCUGAGAACUAUGCAUCUUCCACAUGGUGUCUCGAUGAACUUGUUAAGAUUAUCCAACGCACCCACAUGAACAGUAAGCAAAUUUUUUUUCUUCCAGUGUUCUACCAUGUAGAUCCCUCAGAUAUACAGAAAAUCAGAAAUAGUUUUGGAAAACACAUGACGGCACACGAAGAGUUUGGAGAAGAGCCGCAGAAAGUGCAGGCUUGGAGGUCUGCUUUGUCUGAAGCAGCUAACUUGCCAGGGAUGCAUAUUACCACCACCACCAGGUCUGAAAAGGAUUAUAUUGAAGAAAUUGUUGGGAAGAUCCAAAGGAAUCUAGGUCGUAAACCUUUACAUACUGGGCAGAACCCUCUUGGACUUGAGCCCCACAUAGAAAAGGUUAUGUCACUUUUGGACAUUGAUGACAACACUGUAAAAAUGUUGAGCAUAUGUGGACUUGGUGGAAUUGGAAAAACGGAACUUGCCAAAGCUUUGUAUAACAAAAUUGUGCGACACUUUGAUGCUGCAAGUUUUCUUGCCGGUGUUAGAGAAAAAUCAAACACAAUCAAUGGCAUGGAAGAUCUACAGAAGACACUUCUGUCUGAGAUGUUUGAGGAGUCGGAAACUAAGUUGGGAAGUACCAAUAAAGGAAUUUAUGAAAUAAAACGAAAGCUUCGCCGAAAGAAAGUUCUUUUGGUUCUUGACGACGUUGAUGAUAAAGAAAAGUUAGAAAAGUUGGCAGGAGGGUGUGAUUGGUUUGGUCCAGGUAGUAGGAUCAUUAUAACGACAAGGGAAAGAGAUCUCCUAAUUGCUGGAAAUGUUUAUGAAAUGAAGGAACUUGAUGAACAACAUUCUUUGGAGCUCUUUUGUUGGAAUGCCUUCGGACAAGAUUGUCCUAAAACUGGUUUUGAAGAUGUGUCUAUGCGUGCUGUAAAUUACGCUAAAGGUCUUCCACUGGCUUUAAAAGUGCUAGGCUCUGAUUUAGCUACUCUUCAUGGAGGAAGCUUAGAUGCUUGGGAAGAUGCAUUGGAAGAAUAUAAGAAGACUCCAAAUAAAAAGAUUCAAGAUAAUGUGCUUCAAGUAUGCUACGAUAGAUUGGAUGAUGAUGCCAAACAAGUUUUCUUGGACAUAGCUUGCUUCUUUAAAGGGGAGAAAGUGGAAUGCGUGAACAAAAUACUUGAGGAAUUUUAUUCAGAAUCCAAAAUGAAUGAACUUGUUAAUAAAUCUCUCAUAACUAUCGACAAUGGCUGCCUCAAGAUGCAUGAUCUAAUACAAGAUAUGGGUAGACAGAUUGUUAGGCAGGAAGCACCAAAUCCUGGUAAACGUAGCAGAAUAUGGGAUUAUGAAGAUGUUCUUCAAAUACUAACCGAAGAUUCAGGAAGUGAUAAGAUUCAAGGGAUUAUGCUUGAUCCUCCUCAUCAAGAAAAGGUAAAAUGGAGUGGUACUGAGUUUGAGAAAAUGAAAUGCCUCAGAAUUCUCAUUGUUCGAAACACAUCCUUUUCAUCUGAACCUGAACAUUUACCAAAUCAUUUAAGACUGCUUGACUGGGACAACUAUCCUUCUAAGUCUUUCCCACCAAAAUUUCAUCCAAAGAAAAUCGUUGUUUUCAAUUUGCCUAGAAGUUGUCUAACAUUCCAAGAGCCAUUCAAGAAAUUUCCGUGCUUGACUAAGAUGGACUUUUCAUAUAACCAAUGCAUCACUGAAAUACCUGAUGUGUCCGAACUCCAGAAUCUAAGAGAACUGAGAGUUAAUCAAUGUAAAAACCUAAUUGCAAUCCAUGAAUCGGUUGGAUUUCUGAAAAGACUUGCUCAUUUAAGUGUUUCGGAAUGCACAAAGCUUCAAAAUGUCAUGUCCAGAAUGUUUCUACCAUCUCUAGAAGUCUUUGACCUCAAUUUAUGUGAAAGCCUUGGUCAUUUCCCAGAGAUAAUGCAAGAAAUGACCAAACUCAUUAUUGUAAGUGUAAUUUUACUAUUACAAUUCUAUAAAGACGUAUUAUUUAUUAUAAUAUAAUAGUUUAAUGUUAUUGUAAUAAAAUUCAAAAGAUAAAAGAUUUAUAUUUAUAUUUAAAUUAUUAUUAGUUUUGGUGUUUUUAAUUUAAAUCCUAUUGGACUCGGUCGAACAAAUAGGUUUGACUAUUAAUUGAUAAAUUGAUGGUGCAACCGAAUAUACAUGUUUGAAUACGAAUUCAUGAGUGUAUAAAUAGGAUUUAAAAAGAUUGAAUAAAUCUUUUAAUUUUUUUUAUUGGAUGCUAGAUUCUCUGACACAUAGUCUCUAUCCUCACUCAAAACGAGGACGAACGCGUGGAACGAGACAGAGAGGUCUCCAGUUCCAUAAUAGAGUAAGACCGAGAGGUUUACUGUCGGUUUGAGAGAGAAACCGAGUGUAAUAGAUAUAGCAAGGAACGAUCAUAAGGAAGGGAGAUAAUAUAUUACUAUCCCAAGAACAAUACAUUGAGAAGCUUCUUAAGAAGUUUGGGUAUUAUGAUUUCAAACCCGUGAGUACCCCUUAUAAAGUGGAACCUGUCAAGGUUGAACGUAUGACUGAACCUUCCAGUGCAGAAUAUUUUUACUCACAAAAAUAUGAGUUAAACAAAUAUAUUAUAAUAUAUAAAUGAUAAUGAAAAGCGGUAAAUCCAUUUUUUUUAAAAAAAGAAAUAAAAUUUCGACUAUAUGCCGCGGUUCAACCGCGGCAUAUAACUCAAGAAUAUGCCGCGGUUAGUGUUAAAACCGCGGCCAUAUGUCUCGUUUUUAAAAAAAAACGAAACACUUCCCUCUAAGAAGCUGGCCGUGGAGGGUUACCUCCACAUAGCUAUUUAGCAAGCUGAGGUCUCGUUCGUUAACGGAAUUAACCAGACAAAUCGCUCCACCAACUAAGAACGGCCAUGCACCACCACCCAUAGAAUCAAGAAAGAGCUCUCAGUCUGUCAAUCCUUACUAUGUCUGGACCUGGUAAGUUUCACAGCUGCAAAAUGAAGCUAAGCAAUCCAAAAAUCACUUUUCUGGGCUAUCACCAGAGAGACCGCAUUCAAUAAGACAAUCAUUUUAUGAAGACAUCAGUCAAGUUUACUCCACUUAAGACACUACUGUAUCAUUGGGCUAGAUCAACGAGGACAUGAGCAGAGUUGAAUUCAGCAUCAGUUAACCAGUGAGUGAAUUCUUUCCCUGCGUGACGGCCUGAUUGUCGGAAAACUGAUAAUGCACCUUCACGUGGUUCAACUUGCCAUUGCAUUUCAUUUCUGACAUGAGUGGGAGACAACAUGAAGUUCUUGAAAUAAUGUGUUGUGAUGAAGAACGUUGUUUGUUGUAAUUUUGUUGUUUGUUGUAAUUUUGUGUGUUGUGCUUUUGUGUGUUGUGUUUUGCUUAAUGUUAAACUAUCUUAAUUUGUACAAAAUGGGUUAUUAUCAAUAAUAUUUGUUGUUCAUAUAUGUUAAAUUCCUCUACACCUCUCUCGUACUCAGCACUAAUACGUGGUAAAUUAAUCCAAUUUCGAUCCAUAUUCCUAAAUAUUACAUGCAUGCUUUGUUUAACUCAUUCAAUUGCAUGAUCAUUGAUUUUAUUUGUAUGGACACAUAUAGAUAAAUCUAGACAUGAAGAAAUUCUCGUCUUCGUCUUCGCAAAUUCUUCCCAACCCUAAUUCUCACACUCACUCACGACAGCAAAAUCCCUAACUCAUGAAAUCCCUAAUUCUCAUUUCAUUUUUUCUGUUUAACUUAAAAAAACAAUCAAAAUCACUACUUCCCUCAUUCCCUGCCACGUAUAUAGUUUUUUUCAUAAAACUAUUAUCCACCGAAUAAUCAACCUUAAACGACAAUUAGGAUUGAUGAUGAUUAACUUAAGCUAAAACAUGAUCAUUACCAAUAGGACCGUAAUUAGGCUGACGUUAAUCCGAAGCCCAUUAUGAAAUCUAUUAUUAAAAUAGAAUGACUCAAUUUCUCACAAAGCAAAGCUAGAUUGAAGAUACUAAUCCAUGAUAAUGAAAAAAAAGCCUUUAGAAUACACAAAUGUACUUUUCAAAAAAGUUUUCCAUAAUCUAAAUUCCGUCCAAGGCUAAAUAUUGGCGAGAGACCGAUAGCGAACAAGUACCGCGAGGGAAAGAUGAAAAGGACUUUGAAAAGAGAGUCAAAGAGUGCUUGAAAUUGUCG